This is a messenger RNA of Cooperia oncophora, 1254 nucleotides long. NCBI's taxonomy places the organism in Eukaryota, Metazoa, Nematoda, Chromadorea, Rhabditida, Trichostrongylidae. The record is from the annotation of a GenBank genome assembly.
AUGCAUGGCUCACUCGGUAGAAAGCAGAAAAGCUCGGUGGCCUCUCCAUUAAAUCCAAGAACACCGUCCGUCUUGAUUCAACUGUUACCAAACGCGACUUUGAAAUCCGCGUUGAUCACUAAGUACACUAUUCAGAUGCACGUGGUAAUUAUCCAUCCCGAACAAUGGAAUGGCGGUUCAGAUCGGUGUACUGUAGCUCUCAUAAGGCAUUUUGUUUCUAAAGGGUAUAAGGUGACAUGGCUCACCACAAUGAUUGAUGAGUAUUGGAAGGAUCACAAAUUCGACGGCGUCGAUAUCCACGAAGUGAGGCUGAAACUUCAUCCAGGCGAUUGGUGGAGUCAGAACGUAGCCCUUGGCUGGUAUCUCAUCUUCAACAAUAUCAAACCCGACUUGGUGGUUAUCGACCAUUCAGCAAGAUGGUAUUCAAAUUUGAUUGGUGUCAUUGAAGAACACCUCUUUCAACAUACCGACGUCAUUAUGGUCAAUAGCCAUUUCACAGCCUCGCAAUUUAGUCGCGUAAUGCCACGUAUUGAAAAAACUAAAAUUCGGGUCGUCUACCCACCAUGCGAUGUUGACUCGAUUGUUAUAUCGGCCGAGAAACCGAUGAGUCGUCGUGAUCGACCACAGAACGAUGUGUACGUGUUCAUGUCAAUGAACAGAUUUUGGCCUGAAAAACGGCUUGACAUCAUCGUCGAGGCGGCCUCAUUACUAAAGAAACGCGGGUACAAAUUUCUGGUGCAAUUGGCUGGUUCCGUAAUGCCACACAUCCCGGAAAGUCGAAUAUAUUACGAAUUACUACAGAAGAUGGCUAGGGAUCUCGACGUCGAAGACGUGGUCCAGUUUAUCCCGUCCCCGUCUGAAUGUCAAAAAUUCGAGCUGUACAGGCAGUGCGAUUCAGCACUCUAUACACCUCCCAACGAGCAUUUCGGCAUUGUACCAAUCGAGGCAUUGGACCAACGUCGGCCUGUCAUCGUCUGCGACAGUGGCGGACCAGCCGAAACGGUGAUAGAAGACGUCACGGGCAGCAAGAUAAUGAAGCCGACGGGGGAACUGCUUGCCGAGGCAAUGAUGCAUCACAUCAAGAAACAGGACUGGCCAGCGCUCGACUGCGACGAGACUUACGAGAAACAACGUGUACGUUUCGAUCGCGAUUUUUCAUUACGAGGCUUUUGUGCACACAUCGACGAAGCCGUUUCGCAGCUGUUUCCCGAUCUGGCAGCGAUAUCAUCGCGGAAUCGUCGCGCACUUGCUUAG